AUGGCUUCAUCAAAUUGUAAUUCAGGACGCUCAACAGGUGCAGAACAACUGCCAAAUAAAAAAACUGUUGGGACGACACUUGAGUGUGGUGGUCACAGUUGUAAAAAAUGUGGCAAAUGUAGUGAUUGGUAUGGUGAUAUUUGGGAUGAUGAUUCGAGUCCUUCUAAUUGGGACACCAAUACUUGGCAGCUUCGUGAUGAUGGUACUUGCAAAUGGAGCAUUGAUUAUAGUCUUUGGGAUACUGGUGCUGGUUUUAAUUAUAUGCGUUGGGGUCAUCAUAUAUGUCGCUGUAACGAGAACAAGUAA
Rotaria sp. Silwood1 is the source of this 306-nucleotide messenger RNA. The record is from the annotation of a GenBank genome assembly. Lineage: Eukaryota; Metazoa; Rotifera; Eurotatoria; Philodinida; Philodinidae.